AGGUCCACGGUUACACGACUUCAUACGAAAAGGUAGCAACAUCGUCUAGUUAAUACUUAAGCGAGACUGCUUGUCGUUGACUACACCGGAGAGGUGCCGGUGACUUGUUGGUUCGAAAGAUGUCGCCGUCGUCGACGGGUGACUCGCCUCUUUCCGCCGGCGCAGCAAGCAAUUCGGGACGGCCUUUCCCCUUGCCCUCGAGAGAGACCUUCUCUAUCGAGGUCCCGUCGCCGCAACUUAACCCGGCCACCAACGGCUCAGCGCUAAAGUCUCCGACGGCCGUCAACAAGGCUCAGCGCACUGCAAGUUUCAGCCGGGAAGGAAUAUUAGGUUCGGCACAAAAAGCUCGGAACCUUUCUCAAACGUCUGAGAUCCGUACUGAGCAAAUCACCAAUGGCAUGUCGAAAGCAUCUAGCGACGAAGGGGGAAACCCAUUAAAGAGGAGGAAUACGGAUGCGACUGUUGACUACCCCCGGAGACGAGCCACUAUCGCGUGCGAAGUUUGCCGCUCUCGGAAAUCAAGAUGUGAUGGCACGAAACCAAAAUGCAAGCUUUGUACGGAACUCGGGGCUGAAUGUAUAUAUCGAGAGCCCGGGAUCAAGCUUGACGCUGGCGACAAGCUCAUUCUUGAGCGAUUGAACCGAAUCGAGAGCCUUCUUCAAAUCAAUUUGACAAACGGCCACCCGAACGCAAUGCAGAUUACCCACGAUUCCCCGCCCAUAAGUAACGGGACGGCUCUCAGCGGCGAUAAUGUCAUGAUUCAGAACUCUUCCGGUAACUUUGUCUCUAUUAUACCAAGCGGUGGCUUAGGUACUUGGACAAGUCAUCCCCAAGGUACUAACAUCUCUACGAUGCCUAAAGUUCACACAAACGCCGCGCUUCACCUGCUGCAAUGGCCGUUGAUUCGGGAUCUGAUCGGACGCCCGUACGACCCACAGAUCAUCCUACAACUUGAGAUGGCUCGGGAGCCACUACAUUCCUUAGCGAAGACUCCCUGUGUCGACUUAUCAAAUACUAAUGCUUACAUCGAGGCCUACUUCGAGAGAGUGAACGUAUGGUAUGCCUGCGUCAAUCCUUUUACUUGGAGGAGCCAUUAUCGUACGGCAUUGUCGACCGGGUUUCGCGAAGGUCCAGAAAGCUGUAUCGUGCUACUAGUACUUUCACUCGGCCAGGCGAGCUUGCGCGGUAGUAUAUCCAGGAUUGUGCCUCAGGAGGACCCUCCGGGCCUGCAAUAUUUUACGGCUGCAUGGUCACUCCUACCCGGCAUGAUGACUGCGAAUAGCGUCUUAGCCGCUCAGUGUCAUUUAUUAGCCGCUGCAUAUCUUUUCUACUUGGUAAGGCCUCUGGAAGCGUGGAAUCUACUGUGCACGGUGAGCAGCAAAUUACAACUAUUACUUAUGACUCCGACUCGCGUGCCCGAAGACCAGAGAGAACUUUUAGAACGAAUUUACUGGAACGCUCUCCUGUUCGAAAGCGACCUUCUCGCGGAAUUAGAUUUGCCCCAUUCCGGAGUGGUUCAAUUUGAGGAAAACGUUGGACUUCCUGGUGGAUUUCAAGGAGAAGAAUCCGAAGCAGUUGGUCGAGACGAUCUCUGGUACUUCUUAGCUGAAAUCGCCUUAAGAAGACUCCUCAAUCGAGUUAGCCAACUCAUUUACUCCAAGGAUUCUAUGGCAUCAACUACGAGUCUAGAGCCUGUCGUCGCGGAGCUGGACUUUCAGCUUACGCAGUGGUAUGAGAGUCUCCCUUUGGCCCUUCAAUUCCCCUUCACCCGUACGACUCUACCGGACCCGGUGCAAACGGUGUUACGAUUACGUUUCUUUGCUUGCCGAACCAUUAUCUACCGUCCGUAUAUCUUGGCGGUGCUGGAUAACGAACAGGCCGUUUUAGACCCCUCAGUGCGGGAUAGCUGUCACAAGUGCCUCGAAGCCUCAAUCAGGCAAUUGGAGCACAUAUCUGCACAUCACGCCGGCCAUAUGCCCUACCUCUGGCAAGGUGCUCUCUCUAUCGUUUCACAGACAUUACUGGUAAUGGGCGCUACUAUGUCACCGUCUCUGUCUAACAUACUAUUGACGCUCGUACCUCACCGUGAAGUCAUCGAUCAAAUCAUCAAUGACGUAAUUAUGGACAUCGAGAGGAUGGCAAUACUGGCGCCCAGCUUGAGUUUGGCUGCCGAGAUUAUCAAGGAGGCCGAGGUCCGGAGGCGAACAUUCCUGAACGGUUGAUACACGGUCGAGCAUGAUGCAGUGUGCCAGUCCUGAUGGACAUGUUAUGAUGGGUAUGGCCGGUCCGAAUGCUUAAGAGGUCACGACGAUCGGAUGAUGUACUCUUGACCCCGAAAAUUCACCACCUCUACAGACUACAUCUGCAGUCUGCAUGGAAGUGUUAACUUUUACCAUGUCAUAUCUACCCACUGUCUGGGCCGGCCGGUUCGCGUAUCUAGGAACGAGUGCAGGCACUUGCAGAGAUUCCCGUUCAGCAUUCUCGGCUAUGCUCGAAAUGCCUUGUCUCUAUUGCACGAGGACUUCUCCCGGUCUCCCGGGGCAUGCAAGCUGCGAUACGACGCCCCAAUUAGGGAGGUUAUGGCAACUAACUUGUGCGACUAGCCACCGGAUUCCUUUUCAGCCUUGUCGGGUCCCUAGGGCCUAGGGAUCAAGUCCCUCCGUGGCUGAUUUCUUAGAUGAUUGACGAACCCCUAGGAGCGAGGCCGUUGAAAAAGGGCCUAGGGCCGCUAAAGUAGUAGACUGUAGCGCUUUGGCAGCACUG
This is a messenger RNA of Daldinia vernicosa, 2763 nucleotides long. RefSeq lists its product as uncharacterized. Gene Ontology annotation, molecular function: zinc ion binding; DNA-binding transcription factor activity, RNA polymerase II-specific. The coding region runs from base 120 to 2222 and encodes 700 amino acids. Gene Ontology annotation, biological process: regulation of DNA-templated transcription. Lineage: Eukaryota; Fungi; Ascomycota; Sordariomycetes; Xylariales; Hypoxylaceae. The transcript is spliced from 3 exons. The record is from RefSeq and is a predicted model, not a curated record.